This is a messenger RNA of Rhizophagus irregularis DAOM 181602=DAOM 197198, 715 nucleotides long. NCBI's taxonomy places the organism in Eukaryota, Fungi, Glomeromycota, Glomeromycetes, Glomerales, Glomeraceae. The record is from RefSeq and is a predicted model, not a curated record.
AAUAAAUUUAUACAUCGAGAUUUUCAUAGCGGAAAUAUAUUAUUCGAUUUAAAUAAAUUAUCAAUGGAAAAUUGGUGAUCUAGGAUUAUCACAUUCUGUAGAUAAUAAAUCAUCAAAUAAUGAAAUAUAUGGAGUUAUACCUUAUAUUGCACCAGAAAUAUUUAAAGGGUCAGCAUUUUUUAAAGAAGCUGAUGUUUAUAGUUUGGGUAUGAUUAUGUGGGAACUUACAACAGGUUGUAAACCUUUUUCUAAUGUUAAACAUGAUCAUAGUCUUGUUUAUAAAAUUCUUGAUGGAGAACGACCUGAAAUUACAGAAGACACUCCAGAAUGUUAUGCUAAUUUAAUGAAAAGUUGUUGGGAUCAUGAUCCAAAAAAAAGACCUUCUAUAAAAGUGAUUCGUAAUACAUUUGGUAGUUGGGCUUUUAGAGGUAAAAACAAAGCAGAAUUUGAACAAGCUGAAGCAAAACGAAAGAAACUGAUAGAAUUAAAGAAGAUUGGACCUGAAUUUGCUGAAAAAUAUCACUCGGAGGCAAUUUAUACAAGUAGACUAUUAAGUGAUAUAAUUUCAAAAUGUUCAUCCACUAAUUCAUUUUCAACAAUUUCAUAUGGAAAUAAACAAGAUUCUAAUUAUAUCUCAGAAGAAUUAGAGCUUGAUAUAGAUACUGAAAGUCUAUCAUCACAAAAUUUAAUAGAAAAACGUAUUAAAACUAGAUAA